AAAAAAUAAAAUUAAAAAAAUCAAUUCCAUCGCCUUCGUAGUGGCAGUAGGAGUAGUAGCGAAUUCAUUAUUUCCGGCAUCUUCCCAGCCAAGCCACAAGAAACCGUACAGAACCCAAGAAUCAGAAAAAGUUAUAUUUUCUUUUUCUUUUAAUCUCUUUGCUUUCCUCUGAAGCCACUCUUUCUUCUACCUAAAUUUUUUUUUGCUGUUUUGGUUGGUACCUUCCAUCUCUGCAACCUUGAUGCUGUCUUCAUUAAAGCUUUCCCGACCCCAUAGUCCACGAGAAUCACCUGUUUCUCACGGAAAAGUGUUCCCAAAAGCCCGCAUUUCUACGCUAUUUAUACCCCUCUCUCAUUGCUCUGUUUAUCUCCAAGCAGAUUGAGAUUGAUUACAGUACAGGGAGAACGACAAUGGCGAUGGGGAUGAUAAAGUUUGUAGCUUUGUUGGCCAUUCUUGUUCAUUCUUGUGUUGUGGUGAAUGGGAUUCUUGACCCUGUUGAUUUCUUGGCUCUGCAAGCGAUUCGGAAGAGAUUGGUUGAUUUGCCUGGGUCUAAUUUCUUUGCUUCCUGGGAUUUCACCUCCGACCCCUGUAAUUUCCCCGGAGUUUACUGCGACGGUGAUAAGGUGAUUGCGUUGAAUCUCGGUGACCCGCGGGCGGGGUCGCCGGGCUUGACGGGGAAGCUGGACGCGGCUAUUGGGAAGUUGUCUGGUCUGGCUGAGUUUACGGUGGUUCCCGGGAGGAUAUUCGGGGCAUUGCCGGAAAGUCUGUCGCAGUUGAAGAAUCUUAGGUUUCUGGGAGUCAGUAGGAAUUUUAUCUCCGGCCAGAUUCCGGCUUCUCUUGGGCAGCUCCGGGGAUUGCAGACGCUCGAUCUCAGUUUCAAUCAGUUCGCCGGGAAUAUUCCUUGGUCCAUCGGACAGUUGCCGGCAUUGUCCAACGUUAUUCUCUGUCACAACCGUUUAUCCGGUUCGGUCCCGGUUUUCGUCUCCAAAACCCUAACCCGGCUCGACCUGAAGCACAACGAUCUUUCCGGUUCUCUCCCGGCGAAUGCUUUCCCUCCAUCUCUCCAGUUUCUCUCGUUAUCAUGGAACAAGCUGAGCGGGCCGGUGAACCGGAUUUUAACCGGGUUAAAAAACUUGAAUUAUCUCGACCUCAGUUUAAACCAGUUCACCGGCGAAAUCCCGGGAAACAUUUUCAGUUUCCCCCUCGCGAAUCUCCAACUCCAGCGGAAUCAAUUCUCCGGGCGGGUCUUACCCCUCGAUCAGGUCACAAUCCCCACCGUUGAUCUCAGUUACAACCACUUGUACGGCGAAAUCUCUCCCCUCUUCUCCACCGUCCAGAAUCUCUACCUCAACAACAACCGCUUCGCCGGCGAGGUCCCCGGCGGUUUCGUCGACCGCCUUCUCUCCGCCAGCAUCCAGGUUCUCUACUUACAGCACAACUUCCUCACCGGAAUCGCCAUAAGUCCGACGGCCGAUAUUCCGGUGACGACGUCCCUGAAGAUGCAGAGUUUCUACUAGUCGAAAACAGGAACAAGUAAAUCUACACAACCUUAUAACUAGCUACACACGAUAUCACGAUAAUAUUAACUGGC
Molecule: messenger RNA, 1591 nt
Organism: Ipomoea nil (Japanese morning glory)
Lineage: Eukaryota; Viridiplantae; Streptophyta; Magnoliopsida; Solanales; Convolvulaceae
Product: LRR receptor-like serine/threonine-protein kinase ERL2
Exons: 2
Coding region: 411-1517 (368 amino acids)
Molecular function (GO): protein binding
Source: RefSeq, a predicted model, not a curated record